Culex quinquefasciatus (southern house mosquito) is the source of this 1023-nucleotide messenger RNA. RefSeq lists its product as uncharacterized. Gene Ontology annotation, molecular function: DNA binding. Gene Ontology annotation, biological process: regulation of transcription by RNA polymerase II. The coding region runs from base 136 to 960 and encodes 274 amino acids. The record is from RefSeq and is a predicted model, not a curated record. Gene Ontology annotation, cellular component: transcription regulator complex; nucleus. The transcript is spliced from 3 exons. Lineage: Eukaryota; Metazoa; Arthropoda; Insecta; Diptera; Culicidae.
GCCUUAACAACACCACUACCAGCGCGCUUUGAGUGCAGAUCUUCACUGGAGAGCUCUUCUUCCAGUUGCGUCAGUUUGUCUUCAACUAAAUUCUGACUGAGUUUGUUGUUACGUCCUAUUGACAAGAGAAAGAAAAUGACUUCGUUUGACGAUCCCCGGGUCAACUACAAGUUCGUGGCGCUGAUUGAGUGCUAUCCGUGGAUCUACGACACAACCCACCCGGACUACGCCAUAGCGGAAAAGGUCGAUGCAGGGUGGCAGCAGGUGGUCGAUGAGCUCGGAAUCGGAGCUACCAUACAGGACUGCAAAGCCCGCUGGCGGAACAUCCGCGGACGGUUCACAAAGUACAUCAAGGCGUACUCCGAGGACAGCACAGUCACGCCGUACUACCUGGCCAGUGCGCUACGGUUCGUGCUUCCCUUUAUGAAGAACCGCCUCUGCCUCACCGAUGCCCAGUUCGAACAGAUCGGAACGGAACCCGGCGAUGUUUCGGACAACAGUCACCUCUUUACGCCGUCGAUCACACUCGGCGAGGUGGAAAUCAUCGAAUCGUCCGACGAGGGUGAACUCGACCUGAAACCUACCUGCAUCGAGGAGGAAUCUCUGCUCGUAGAACCGGUCAGUGAGGCGAGACCUACGGCACGGAAGCGACCAUCGCCAGUGCCGAUGGAGACACCUCAACCGGAGAGGAAAGAGUCGCGAAAGCGAUCUCGAACGGUUCAAGAACCGGAGCCGGCGUCCAGCUCAUAUCCGGCGACGUCCUCGAGUCGAAGCGAUGAAGUCCGGUUCAGCAACAGUUCGGUGUCAAUCGACUUUGAUCCGAACAGUAUGCAACGGGACUGUGAUGUGAUGUUUCUGCUGAGUUUGCUGCCCGAUUUUAAGAACAUGAACGAACGGCAGAAGCGGAAGUUUAAGGCGGGCGUCAUGAAUCUGACCUUUGAUAUCAUGGAGGAGAAUUAAGAUUAGUUUGAAUUUUGACUAAUUUAAUUUGGCGAGAUAAUAAAGACUGACCAUUCAUUAUGA